UGCCUCUCGUUGUGUUCUUUUUUUUAACCUAUCCAUCACUCGCACCCGAACUCAGCCGACCUUGGAGUCCACAAAAGACCCUGCUUUACUUUCUAACUAAAGUGUCUUUUCAAUCGGUGUUCCGCCGAUCGACCUUCUCGUGCGUUCUUUCUCUGCUGCCGUGUCACGACUACACACGUGGAGAGUACACAAACCUCGCUCGCGUUCACACGGGCCAUGGGUCUAAGCCAUGCAUUGUUUGAGCAGGUUUAGCUACCAUCUUAUUAAACAAAAAUGGCUGCUUGGCAGUCCACAUUCAGAGAACAAAUUAUACAACUGUGCAUACCUUGAUUUUUUUUUUUCUUAAAUCAUUGUUUUUUUCUUGUGGGUUUUUUGAAAGCCAAUGUCAUCAUUAUUCUUUAGUAUAGAAGUUUGUGUGUUAGUAUAUAAAUGUUCAUAAUGUAAAUGUAUAUGCAGACAUUUAGUUAAAAGGAAACAUGUGUUACUGCUUGAGCAUUCAUUUAGCCUGGGCCUUUAUGAUAUGACUUUUGAUAUUGGGAUGUUGAGGUCUUAUGAUGUGUUCAUGGCAGGGUUGAUUCGACUCAAGUGGGAGCUGGGUCCACGAUUUGGAGGAGCUGAGGAAGCAAAACUUAACAGAAAAUUUAUCUAUAACAGAUUUCUUCCCUUUCAGACAUAUCAAGACAAAGAUGGAUUUGCUAGUUGCUGUUUCAGUGCAGAUGAGAAGUUUCUGGUGCUGGGGACAUUUUCUGGUGACCUCAAGCUGAUAAACAUGUCCACUGGAGAGGAGGCAAGUAGCUUGAAUUGUCACAACUCAUCCAUCAUCCACCUGGAACCAUCACAGGAUGGGAAGCUGUUGUUAACGUCAUCUUGGGGCAUCAGUGAAGACUCGGCAAUGUGGACAAUUGGUGAAAUGCUGACCUACAAGUGACUUUUGAUCUUAGGCCUGGUAAAACCACAUGUGAUAGAGCACAAAAAGUUACAUUUCAUCCGCUUUCAUUGAAUUAAUGAAUUGUUUACUUGAAAUCAAAUCUGCUUGUACACCUGUAGAAAGGUGAAAGUCCUUGUUUAUCUAUAACAGAUAUCUGUAAUUAAAGUAUUAAAAAUAUACCUGAAAUUUUAAAAACUGUUUUUAUAUCUGUAGAUUACUUUUUCCAUAGAUGCACAUUUGAUGAACAUCUUUUAGAAUUCAGCAAAUUAACGCAAGACCGCAUCGUGGGAA
Molecule: messenger RNA, 1219 nt
Organism: Pomacea canaliculata
Lineage: Eukaryota; Metazoa; Mollusca; Gastropoda; Architaenioglossa; Ampullariidae
Product: DDB1- and CUL4-associated factor 1-like
Exons: 5
Coding region: 521-928 (135 amino acids)
Biological process (GO): protein ubiquitination
Cellular component (GO): nucleus; Cul4-RING E3 ubiquitin ligase complex
Molecular function (GO): protein binding
Source: RefSeq, a predicted model, not a curated record